CACGAAACUACAAGUUGAUUGAGUGAUGUUUGCAGCUUAUUUGAGUCACAAGCCACCGUUUGCUUUCACUGCACUGCCUUCAAUCAUUUGGAACUCAGCUAUUCAUCUUACUUUGCUUUUCCUCAUUCGCUCUCGAUUGCUUCGUCUCCUUCGUCACCUCCUCGCAAAACAAGGAACCUCCAUGGAUUGAUUUCUUUAUACUCUCAUCACUCAUGGCUUCUUCUUAUUCCUCUUCCCCCUCCUCGGAAUCGCCGCCUCGCUGUUGCAGCCAUGGAGGAUCUGAACACUCUCGCUGCUGAUUGCGUCGUGAUCUGCUGCUGCUGUCAGUGCCUGAUCCUGCAGAUCCUGGUCUUCGCUCUGCUCAGGCUUCCCGCCAAAUUGGCGAAGAGAACCAGAGAAUUUGCCAAGAGGAAGUUGAAUCAAAGGAGAAGGACAUCAUCAUCGAGGGAGAUCGGUUCGUUUGGUGAUGAGAUGGUGAGAAUUAAGGAGGAAGAGUACUGUGUUAGGGCUGAAGCAGAGAGAAUAGAGAGGGGUUUUGGAGACGACGAUGAAGAUGAAGAUGAAGAUGAAGGAGGACGUGAUUGUGAGAGGUGUAUAGAGGAAGCAGAGGUGAUGAUGGAGUUAUAUGAGAAAGGAGAAUUAGGGUUUGGGAGCUUCGGGGGGGGAGGAAGGCAAGGGGAAGUAGAGUCUUGUUGUUCAGUUCCCGCCAUUAAUGCGAGUACUGUGAGUCUGAAUCAGAUCGAGGAUGAAGAAGAUGGAGGUGAUCAUUUUGUAAAAUACAAAAUAAUCCAAAUGGCAGGUUCAUUUCCCAACACAUAAAUCAGUAUACUGUGCUUCUUUUUUAAAAUAAAAUUAACCGAAAUAAGGUUAUUGAUUGAUAGAAAACUUAGCCGGAAAUCAAUUGAAUGAAAUGAAAUAGCUUAAAUAUUUUUUAUGUACAUUUAUCAAAAUACCCUUAUUAAAAAAAUUUCUCCUCGUGGUCAUUGUGGUAAGGGCAUUUUGGUAAAAGUAGUUCCAAACUUGUUUAGAAUUAGGGAGAAUGACAAUUAAGGACCUGCUAAGAACAUUAAUUCUAAUUACGGACCGUGAAAUUUUGAAAUUCGAGUUAAGGACAUGGUCCUUAAUUGUGAUAAAAAAAAUAAAAUUUGUGAGGUGAGAUUCAUUAUUGCCACUUGAGA
Molecule: messenger RNA, 1178 nt
Organism: Prosopis cineraria
Lineage: Eukaryota; Viridiplantae; Streptophyta; Magnoliopsida; Fabales; Fabaceae
Exons: 1
Coding region: 271-819 (182 amino acids)
Source: RefSeq, a predicted model, not a curated record